This is a messenger RNA of Harpegnathos saltator (Jerdon's jumping ant), 3724 nucleotides long. Its product is annotated as elongation factor-like GTPase 1. The record is from RefSeq and is a predicted model, not a curated record. Lineage: Eukaryota; Metazoa; Arthropoda; Insecta; Hymenoptera; Formicidae. Gene Ontology annotation, cellular component: cytosol; ribonucleoprotein complex. Gene Ontology annotation, biological process: cytosolic ribosome assembly. The transcript has 6 exons. Gene Ontology annotation, molecular function: GTP binding; GTPase activity; ribosome binding. Bases 575 to 3724 code for a protein of 1049 amino acids.
CUUUAUCUUGCCUUUGGUUGUGCUUGUAUAUUUGCAGUGGUGAAUAAGUACUCGUAGCGUGAUUGAGUAACAAAUCGAAUUCGGUCGUAAACGCGAACGAGUACUUGUGUCGCAUUUGUGAAGUUUUACGGAAAGUCAGUGACGCAGUAACACGCAAUACAGGGAACAGCGAAGUGCACGACAGAGACACUCUGAUACGUUUAACCUAACUUAACCUUCGAGGUUUGCAAACAUCCACCACGUUUUUCUCAGCUGCUUGCCCAGCGUAUCGUGUUUUGAGGCACUUCGAAAAGAAGGAAGACCUUACACGUGCUCGAUGUCCGCUGGCAUGUUUCGUAUCUCGGCGAAAACGACUCCGUGUUACUUGCCGUACAUCCUCGCGUUCAACGUACUUUAUACACUUUGGAGACAGAAUCGAGUGAUAUAGUGUUUACUGCAACUGUAUUUGCGUAACUGUGAUUAAUUAACUUAUUUUUUUAUACGUAUUCUAUUAACGUUUGUACGUAGAGCUUAUUACAGCCAUUCCAUUGUACAAUCUUUAUCUUAUACAUUAUAUAAUAUAAAGAUAUCAAAAAUGCGUCACAUUAGUGCAGAGAAACUGACUGCUAUGCAAUUUGAUACAUGGCGUAUCAGAAAUAUAUGUAUACUUGCUCAUGUGGACCAUGGAAAGACUACUUUAGCAGAUUCUCUUGUCGCAAGCAAUGGUAUCAUCUCGAAUAAACUUGCUGGUAAACUUCGGUAUUUAGACAGCAGACCGGAUGAACAACUGCGUGGGAUUACGAUGAAGUCUAGUUCUAUAACACUACAUCAUGUGUACAAAGAAGAAGAAUAUGUAGUCAAUUUAAUUGAUUCCCCAGGACAUGUGGAUUUCUCAUCUGAAGUUUCGACGGCUGUUAGAUUGUCUGAUGGUGCAUUCAUUGUAGUCGAUGUAGUAGAAGGUGUUUGUCCUCAGACACGUAGUGUUCUGUCUGUAUCUUACAUGGAAGGUUUGAAACCGAUUUUGAUAUUUAACAAGAUUGAUAGACUGAUCACAGAGAUGAAACUAUCUCCAUUGGAUGCUUACAUCCGUAUGACACAGAUUCUGGAGCAGGUGAAUGCGGUUAUGGGUGAAAUAUUUGCAAGUGAUAUAAUGGAGCGUGAAGAACGACAAGAGACAGUUCCAACCACUAACAAAGUAAAUGAGAGAAAUUUAACCGACUGGCAAUCUGGACUCGAGGAGAUUGAUGAUUCUAAUUUGUAUUUCUCUCCGGAACAAGGAAAUGUUCUGUUUGCUAGUGCGUACGAUGGUUGGGGAUUUAGCAUAAAAGAAUUUGCCAAAAUUUAUGCAAAUAAGUUAGGAUUUAGCGAGAAGGUUUUGUGCAAGACACUUUGGGGAGAUUUUUAUAUAAAUAACAAAACGAAAAGGAUUAUGAAGGGAGCUCAGGAGAAAGCCAAAAAACCGCUUUUCGUGCAACUUAUUUUAGAUAAUAUUUGGGUGUUGUACGAUACUUUGGUGAUAAGGAAAGACAAAACCAAAUUAUCACACAUGGCAGAGAAGCUGGAUGUUAAAUUGACAACACGAGACUUAAGACAUACAGAUCCUAAGAUGCAGUUGCAAGCAAUCUGUUCGCAAUGGCUUCCUCUGGCACGAGCUUGCAUCGAUAUUAUAUGUGAGGCAGUACCAGCGCCGCAUAAUUUAAACAGCGAGAAGAUUGAACGGCUAUUGAGCGGAAACAACAACUUUCGCAUCUUACCUCUUCAGACUCAGCAGCUCAAAUCAACAUUCUUAGCAUGUGAUUCAUCACCGAAUGUACCCACUGUUAUAUUCGUGUCGAAGAUGUUUCCCGUGGAUAAAGACCUACUGCCCGAGAACCGACCAAAGCCUUUAACAGUAGAAGAGUUGGCGCGCAAGAAGGAGAUGGCUCGGCAGAGGCACGCAGAAAAGAUGUUGCAGGGCUUCACUGCAGAUAAGGUGGAAAGUACGCCUGCCAUCAACAACAAUGACGUGAAGCAUGAUGAUCUUGAUGACAAGAAGCCGGACAGUGCAUUGGUGGCUUUCGCUAGGGUAUAUUCGGGAACUAUUAAAAUCGGAGACGAAGUUUUUGUUUUAGGGCCGAAACAUAACCCUGCGAUUGCUCUAGAACGUGAGGAGGCAGGUGAACAGGUGGAUCCAUCCUUAGUAUUAAGGGAUUUGAAGCCUGGCAGACAUAUCACGAGAGUAACCAUUGAGAAAUUAUACCUUCUCAUGGGGAGAGAGCUGAUAGCGGUGAAUCAAGUUCCGGCAGGCAACGUUUUCGGGAUCGGCGGUUUGGAAGAGCAUAUAUUGAAGACGGCGACUCUUUCCACGACAAUCGCAUGCCCCUCGUUCACAGAAUUGACCUCUCUGGCUGUUCCUAUCCUGCGUGUGGCUCUGGAACCAAAACAUCCGAAGGACCUACCGAAACUCAUCAACGGCUUGAGACUAUUGAAUCAGGCAGAUGCUUGCGCCGUUGUUCAUAUCCAGGAAACCGGUGAAAUAGUCCUGAGCACCGCUGGUGAGGUUCAUCUGGAGAGAUGUCUGGAGGAUCUCAAUCUGCGAUAUGCGAAAAUCGACAUUAACGUAUCGGAGCCGAUCGUGCCGCUUCGUGAGACCAUCGUACCACCACCGAAGCUCGAUAUGGUGAACGAAGCAAUCGAGAAAAAAACCGAGGAAGUCGUUCCUGAGAUUUGGACGUCGAAUCGGCAAUGUCGCUUUGAAGUAGACGCGAAACCUCUUCCGGAGAAUAUUACCAAAUUAUUGGAGAGAAACGCGGGCUUGAUCAAGUUAUUGGACGGUCACUGCAACGGAUACGCGAAAGAGAACGGCGUGCAUGAGAGUCUUUCCGGCGAAAAUCAAUUCAACGAAACGUCUAUGUCCAAUAAGCGACAGAAGGAAAUGAUGGUAUUCAAGGACGAGUUGAAGACAGCUUUCAACGAGGCGGGAUGGGAGGACGAAUUUAAUAAAAUAUGGUCGUUUGGUCCUCGUAAGUGCGGGCCUAAUAUUUUGCUGAAUGCGACGGAUUAUAAGCACAAGAAGUUUUGGGACCACCAGGUCGAGGACGGUGAUUCCCGAGUAGUGUAUGACAGCAGUGUGAUCAACGGAUUUCAACUUGCUACAUUGGCUGGUCCUUUAUGUGAGGAGUCCAUGAUGGGAGUUUGUUUUAUUGUUAGAAAGUGGCAGAUUCUUGAUAUUCCAGAGAGUGUUUACAGUGUUCAGAGCCGAGGACAAUUGAGCGGCCAAAUAAUGUCGACAUUUAAGGAAGCGUGCAGACGAGUCUUCAGUCUGCGACGUCCACGGUUAGUGACACCAAUGUACAGCUGUAAUGUUUUGGUCAACUCCGAUGUACUUGGAAAAUUAUACGCAGUGUUCGGUAAGAGACAAGGCCGUGUCAUCUCCGCGGACAGUGCUCACGGCUUCGGUGGGCAUUUUAGAGUAUUGGCUGUCCUACCUGUCCAGGAAAGUUUCCACCUUGCGAGAGAAUUGCGCACACAAACAUCCGGAUUGGCCAGUCCACAGCUAGUUUUUAGUCACUGGGAGAUUAUCGAACAGGAUCCUUAUUGGGUACCGUCUACAGAGGAGGAAUAUCUUCAUUUCGGUGAGAAGGCGGACUGCGCUAAUGGAGCGAAGAGUUACAUGGAUGCAGUUCGUCGAAGGAAAGGCCUUCCCGUAGAUUCCCAAUUGGUCACACAUGCCGAAAAACAACGCACACUCUCCAAAAAUAAGUGA